Molecule: messenger RNA, 1320 nt
Organism: Perca fluviatilis (European perch)
Lineage: Eukaryota; Metazoa; Chordata; Actinopteri; Perciformes; Percidae
Product: probable GPI-anchored adhesin-like protein PGA55
Exons: 2
Coding region: 402-1241 (279 amino acids)
Source: RefSeq, a predicted model, not a curated record
AUGGGGACUUGAACCAGCAACCCUCCAAUUCUCAACUCAACUGCCUACUGACUGAGCUACUGCCCCCCUCCAAAGUGAAAGUGAGCAUGAAGAUCAGCAGGAGCCUUCACGAAAAAUCAUUACAACAGCAACAUGGUUCAUGCUAAAGAAACACACAGGCUGCAGAUAACAGCGUCAAAAACAAGUGAGUGAUGAUUAACUUUAGUCAGCGUCACUAUCUCCACGUCUUACACAACAGCUGCAGCAAGCCAGUGGACUGACAGCUAAAGUCAGGCACCAGUGAGGUCCAGCUAAAGUCAGGCACCAGUGAGGUCCAGCUAAAGUCAGGCACCAGUGAGGUCCAGCUAAAGUCAGGCACCAGUGAGGUCCAGCUAAAGUCAGGCACCAGUGAGGUCCAGCUAAUGUCAGGCACCUCUGAGGUCCAGCUGAUGACCAGCACCUCUGAGGUCCAGCUGAUGACCAGCACCUCUGAGGUCCAGCUAAAGUCAGGCACCUCUGAGGUCCAGCUAAAGUCAGGCACCAGUGAGGUCCAGUUAAUGUCAGGCACCUCUGAGGUCCAGCUGAUGACCAGCACCUCUGAGGUCCAGCUAAUGUCAGGCACCUCUGAGGUCCAGCUGAUGACCAGCACCUCUGAGGUCCAGCUAAAGUCAGGCACCAGUGAGGUCCAGCUAAAGUCAGGCACCAGUGAGGUCCAGCUAAUGUCAGGCACCUCUGAGGUCCAGCUGAUGACCAGCACCUCUGAGGUCCAGCUAAAGUCAGGCACCUCUGAGGUCCAGCUAAAGUCAGGCACCAGUGAGGUCCAGCUAAAGUCAGGCACCUCUGAGGUCCAGCUAAAGUCAGGCACCUCUGAGGUCCAGCUAAAGUCAGGCACCAGUGAGGUCCAGCUAAAGUCAGGCACCUCUGAGGUUCAGCUAAAGUCAGGCACCAGUGAGGUCCAGCUAAAGUCAGGCACCUCUGAGGUCCAGCUGAUGACCAGCACCUCUGAGGUCCAGUUAAAGUCAGGCACCUCUGAGGUCCAGCUAAAGUCAGGCACCAGUGAGGUCCAGCUAAAGUCAGGCACCUCUGAGGUCCAGCUGAUGACCAGCACCUCUGAGGUCCAGUUAAAGUCAGGCACCUCUGAGGUCCAGCUGAUGACCAGCACCUCUGAGGUCCAGCUAAAGUCAGGCACCUCUGAGGUCCAGCUGAUGACCAGCACCUCUGAGGUCCAGUUAAAAUCAGGCACCUCUGAGGUUCUGUCGUAAACGCAGAGUGAUGGAGUUAAUUAUGGAAAUGUGGUGUUGCUAUGUAUAAACUUACAUUAUAUGUAUAUUAAAAAAAGCU